AUGUGGAUGCACAACCCGCCCCGCACUUGGCUCCAGCUCCCGGACUCCUUCGCGAAGGAGCUGGUGACUGACACACCCUUAGGGUUGUGGCUGCAGCCAGACGGCUGCUGCAACAAGUCCUCCUGGGUGGCGGCGGAGUUCACUCCAUCUGGCUACAUGUACCUGACGUGGGGGUGGAAGUCGUUUCCCCACGCCCGCGGCCUGAAGGAGGGGCACACCCUUCACUUCAAGUUCGACGGGGCCGCGACACUCUUCAUGAAGAUCUUCGGGGACGCUGGUGGCUGCUUGGAGUGUUGCAUAGAGAACGACAACAGUAGCGGCGGUCACUCCUCCGGCGACGAUAGCAGCGACGACGGCAGCACCCCCCAGGGGGAAGCGGGAGCGACUCCGACUCCGAUGAGCCCCCACGCCGCCGCAUCUAGAUGGAGAAGGACUCCAACUAGGCGCUGGUGA
Aegilops tauschii subsp. strangulata is the source of this 453-nucleotide messenger RNA. Lineage: Eukaryota; Viridiplantae; Streptophyta; Magnoliopsida; Poales; Poaceae. The record is from RefSeq and is a predicted model, not a curated record.